UUUUACUUUGGGGUAAAAUGAAUGAAGCUGUCAUCGGACUGUCCUGAUAAAGACAGGACUGAAUAAGUUAGGCGAGUGUAUUUAUACUUUACUCGCUUCUUCUGAAGCCACUUUCGUUCCUGUUUCGACUUUGGUUUCUUUGCAAGCAGCUUCACACUUAAUCUCAGCAAAGCAGCAACACAUUUUAAUUCUGUAUCGUGACAAGGAGUAACGUUAACUUGACAAGGUAACGUUAGGACAGCAUUUCAGCUUGACACAGCACACCAAGACGGUCUAAACGACUUUGUCACAUGGCGGGGUUGUGGAGAUCUUAUCAGGCUCUGAUGACCAGAUAUCCAUGGACGCUGCAGAUUAUAACUGCUGGUUCUCUGGUGGGAGCGGGCGAUGUCAUUUCCCAGCAGCUGAUUGAACGCCGUGGACUGGCCAAUCACAGCGUGAAACGUACCGCCAAGAUGAUGUGCAUUGGCUUCUUCUUCGUCGGUCCGGUUGUGGGUGGCUGGUAUAAAGUGCUGGAUAAACUUGUCACAGGUGGCACUAAAAGUGCAGCAAUGAAGAAAAUGCUCCUUGACCAGGUGGGCUUUGCUCCGUGUUUUUUGGGGGCUUUCCUGGGUAUAUCUGGAGCUCUUAAUGGAUUAACUGUGGAGGAAAAUGUAGCCAAGCUCAAGAGGGACUAUAAGGAUGCCUUGAUCUCCAAUUACUUUCUUUGGCCACCGGUGCAGAUGGCCAAUUUUUAUUUCGUCCCUCUUCACCACAGGUUGGCUGUUGUUCAGAUUGUGGCUGUCGUCUGGAAUUCUUACCUCUCCUGGAAAGCCAAUAAGAUGUAGAGAUUUACUACCUCCUACCUCACACAUGGGAACAUACUGCUUUGUUGUAGUUUGUUUCCGCAUCGAAUAAAUGUAGUUGCGUGUUUGGCUUACAGAUAUGAAUUGUAGUCACAAAUGUCCAAUUUGACUCAAAAAUGGAAUCUUUAUAUGCAGGAUGUAUAUUAACCGUUUACAUUUUAUCUAUAAUUAUGUGUUGGCAGUAAAUUGUUACUUACAAAAUGGUUUAUCGUUUGUCUGCUAUCUACUUGACAAAUUUUUGCUCUUGGAUAAAAUGAGCUGCAGGUCUGUUUGUUUUUACUGUGACGUACUACUUUGGGUGAUUUUAUAUAUUAUCUUUUUAGGUCACAGUGAUUAUGUUAAGGAACGUGAUUACUGGAGUUUUGUGCGUGUAUCAGUAGGUCAUUGCCUGAUACACUGAUACAUCUUAUGAGAUAAUACAAUACUUUGUAUAAAAAUUACCUUUAUAAUUUCCAAAACUGUACUGUUCACAUACGCUAUUUUUUUUAAUGUAGGUAUUUUAAUAACUUUUUAACCUAUUAAGGUUUGUCUAUUCUAAUGUAUAGACUAUAGCAGUAAUGUUGAUAUGAUAGCCUAUAUUUCUACUAAAAAUUACAUUAGUAUAGAAUACACUAAAAACUUGGCCUAAGUUUAUGUUUAUGUAGCACUAUGAUCAACCACUAGGCCCUGUUCUUUGCUUCCAUUGCCAAUAGGAUGUAGGGCGGCUGUUCCUCAGCUUGACUGCAAUUCACAGCUUCAAACUGCAAACCAGCUUUGGAGUGGACAAAGCUGUCGAUGGAUAACCGCAGUGUAUUUGCUGUCCGUCCAGCAGAUGCCAUUAAAGGGAUAGUUCACCCAAAAAUAAACAUUCUUUCGUCAUUUAUUCACCUUCGUGUCAUUCCAAACAUGUAUGACUUUCUUCUGGAGAACACAAAAGAAGAUAUUUAGAAGAAUGUUGGUAACCAAACAGCAUUGGCCCCGAUUGACAUCCAUCGAAUGGACCCAAAACCACUGAGACAUUUCUGACAUCUAUGUUUGUGUUUCACAGGAGAAAAGUCAUAUUGCAUGUUUUGAAUGACAUGAGGGUGAAUAAAUGGACAUUUUUUUUCAUUUUUGGGUGAAUAUGCAAUUAAUAAGAGCUCUACAAACAUCACAUUACCCAUAUUCAGCAUACAGUUCAUCAAGAAGGUAAAACUAAAGAUUUAAAAAUUUCUUAAAGAUAUCUGUGUCCAGUUAAAGUUUUAUCACCCCACAUGAUUGAAUGUUAGUCAGAAACACUCAACCGUGACUAAACCUCUACAUCUGGCUAUUUUUCUCUUCACACCCCAUAACAUGUUAUUUUUUACUCACAAUGCAUU
This is a messenger RNA of Triplophysa rosa, 2179 nucleotides long. RefSeq names its product mitochondrial inner membrane protein MPV17 (gene mpv17). The record is from RefSeq and is a predicted model, not a curated record. Gene Ontology annotation, cellular component: cytoplasm; membrane. The coding region runs from base 291 to 824 and encodes 177 amino acids. Lineage: Eukaryota; Metazoa; Chordata; Actinopteri; Cypriniformes; Nemacheilidae. The transcript has 8 exons.